AUGACUGGGGCGCCAGCAUCCCUAGCUUCCUGUAGGAUCGCUUGUUUUGCUGUUUCACCAUCCACCGCGCUGUUCGGGUCUUUCGCUGCCUCCAUCGCAGCGUGCUGGCGCCGCUCCGCCUCGUACCCGCUCAUCCCCUCCAAUGCCGUCGCCGAGGCGACCGUAUACACCGUGACUGUGAGGAGCCGCCCUGGGCUGGCCGUUGACCUACUCCCAACACGCACAAAGAGCUGCAAACGAGGUCUGAUAUGGAAGCCUUAG
Molecule: messenger RNA, 261 nt
Organism: Baudoinia panamericana UAMH 10762
Lineage: Eukaryota; Fungi; Ascomycota; Dothideomycetes; Mycosphaerellales; Teratosphaeriaceae
Exons: 1
Coding region: 1-261 (86 amino acids)
Source: RefSeq, a predicted model, not a curated record